GCUAUAUCCGGUCGGGCAUGCGCAUUUAUAACUGAAAAAUCAUAACAAGGUAGUAUUCUGUGACGCAUAAUAAUUUCGACAAAAUGCCUCUUUUUGCGAAUUCUACGCCGUUUGACGCAGAUGUUGAGAAAGCCACUAGCGAAUUGAACACAGUAGAAGACUGGGCACUUAUUAUGGACAUCUGUGAUAAGGUUAAAAUAAACAAUGGGUCCAAAGAUUGUUUGCGCUCCAUUGUGAAGCGUUUGAAUCACAGAGUGCCAUUUGUGGCUAUGCAAGCAUGUGUGUUGCUGCAUGCCUGUGUGAACAACUGUGGCCGAGAAUUCCAUCUAGAAAUCUGCUCCAGAGAUUUUAUAUCCGAGUGUAAAACACUGAUAAACCAGAAAGCACAUCCGCGUGUGUCACAGAAGCUGAAGUUCUUGGUAAAGACAUGGGCAGAGAUGAAGGAGUUUAAGGAGGACUCAGCCCUCAUGUUGAUACCCCAGCUAUACGAGAGCAUGAAAAAGGAAGGGGUAGAUUGCUCCAACCCAGAUUCAGCGGUAAAGCAGCCUGUGACAUUGAGUAAGGACCCCAAUGUGGCCCAGUCACAGCAGGAGGAGGAUGACCUUGCAAAAGCGAUUGCCCUGUCACUUCAAGAAGAUAAGCACUCAACCCAACACAAAACCUCUGCUGGGUUGUACCCCAUGACCUUUGGGGGCGGAGCUUCAUCAGGGGCCACUGCCAGUCCCCGGGUCAGGGAGGUCAGAAAGGUGCGGGCCCUGUAUGAUUUUGAGGCAGUGGAGGACAAUGAGCUGACAUUCAAAGCAGGGGAGCUAAUCAGUGUCCUAGACGACAGUGACCCCAAUUGGUGGAAGGGGUUCAACCAGCGAGGUGAGGGGCUGUUCCCUGCCAACUUUGUCACAGCAGAUCUGACAGUGGAACCAGAGGAACCAAAGAAGAAGGUAGACUUUAAGGAGGAGGUGGAGGUGAAGUCGUUUGAGCCAGACCAGGUCGAGAUUGAUGAGGAGAAGAUAGACCAUGUUCUACAACUCAUACAGAAUGCCGACCCCACAGGGGAGACUAAUCCUGACAGUUCGGAGAUGGUACAGCUGGAGGAGCAGUGCAAGGUUAUGGGACCAUUGAUAGACGCUGAACUGGAGAAAAUAGACAGGAAGCAUGCAGACCUGUGUGGUAUCAACACGAAGGUACUGGAGGCCCUACAGAUGUACCACAGUCUGAUGAAGGAGACCCCUCUACCCUUCAAGUACACCACCUACAGCAGCCCUGCUAUGGGAAUGACCCCGGGACCACCAGGACCCUCAGCGCAGCACUUCAACGGUUCAAUCUAUAUGCCUCAAGGUGGUCAAAUGAUGCCAGGUCAGAUGCCGCCUAUGACGCAGGGUCAGAUGCCGCCUAUGACGCAGGGUCAGAUGCCACCCAUGUCCCAAGUUCAAAUGCCACCCAUGUCCCAAGGUCAGAUGCCUCAAAUGUCCCAAGGUCAAAUGCCGUUGAUGUCACAAGGCAGUGGAAUGAGUCAUGGACAUGUACAGACUUACACUUCUCCGUCUAGUCAGAACUACAAUAACAAUGCACCAUCUGCCGGGCAGCCACCUUAUAACACAGCCCCGCAACAGCCACAUUUGCCACAAAAUAUAGUUCCUUCACAACAGAAUAUUAAUACACCAGUGAACAUGAGAAUGGCUCCCAGCUCCACACAGCAGUACAUGCCACAAUCUGGGCCGGUACCCAACAUGGACUAUAGUGGGGCCCCACAGGGGUUGCGUGACUAUACUGGGGGUGCACAAGGGGUGCAUGCAAUGUACCAGCAGGCUAUACCCCAACAGCACUUGUUGUGAAAAUGUGAAAUAAAGUGCGUGUGUGUGAAGGAGUGUGAUACAUGUGGGAACAGACAAUGAAUAUGUAUUUAUCACUUUCAAUGAGUUAAGUUAAGUGAGGGGAAAGAUUUAGAAUUGAAAAAAGUAAAAUUUGCUGUAGUUAUAGGUCAUGUUCAAAAGGUAAUAUUGUUUAAAAAAUAACUUGAUUCAAUCCAGAAGAAGAUUGUGCAAACAACACAAAACAAAGUAUAUAAAACUGCUUUAUAAAGUGUAUAGGCCAGCUCAAAGGUUCAUUAGUUUGGGCAAAACAAGAGCAGGUUGGAGCUGCUUGCUAUUUGAAUCUGUUGACCAUUAUUGAACUUGCAAUGUACAGGUAUAAGAGAAUACCUUGGUUCAUGUAUUUAGAAUCGUUGUAUGCAUUAUCCCAUAUGACCAUGAAAAUGCCAUUAUGAAAAGUGACAUAUUAAUAUAUUCAGCAAUGAACAUGUGCUUUAUUAAGAUAAAUACUUAACAUUAUGUAGGAAAAGAUCUAGGAUUGCAAAAGGUACAGGCUGCUACUCAAACAGGACAUGGAGGAAAACCAAUAAAUCUUGUGAUAUUAUCAAAUAAUUAAAAGAAAAUUUGGAAGUUCUUUGUCCAACACAUGUAUUUAUGAUUUUAAGCAUAGUCUUUUUAUCAACAUGUUUGAAAAAGCUCAUUAAAUUUUAACAGAUUUCCACAAUCUUGGUAUUAAUUUGCCUUGAGGGACAGAAGAGGCAAACCAAAUUGGAGCACUGUGCUAUUUUGACCAGAUAUUUCCCUAAUGCAUGAUAUUAAUUUUAAUAUUUUCUUUUAUAGCUAAGUAAAUAAUUGUCAAGUUAUUCUGAUCAGUCUACCCCUUGUUUAUUUUAUUUUUUGUAGACCGAACGGCCUGUUCUCAAAUGACUCUAUGGCAGUAGACCUUCUGGUUAUAUACAAAUUAAUAAUUUUGAUUAAAUUUGUUUAUUUAAAAAAUCAAAUACUUGUAUAAACAAUAAUAUUGCAAACUUUAAAAAAACAAAAUUUAUAGACUACCACUUUUGUCAAGUUCCGUUGUUGUUUUUUUCAAUAUUAUUUUAAAGUUUAAACAAUGCAUAUUUGUAUUUGCAUAUAGUUUUACUUACUUGCUUCAGAGACGUUUGAACUUUAAGGUCAAUAAAGUUAAAAAUAAAAUUAUAUAAACUGUUUUUUAAAUAUUCGUCCUAUGUAAUAUUUUUCAAUAGUACAUGUUAGGUGUUGUUUUUGAUCCCCUCAGAAUUUUUGCAGAAAUACAGUGUGUUGAACUGUUAUGUGUCCUAAAGUUCUUGGUUAAUUUUGUAAGUUUGAUAAACAGGACCAAAAUUCCUCCGUGAAAACUAAAGAAAAUGAUACACUAUUAAAAUAUAUAUAUAUGUAAAAGAAGAUCUAUUUUUGGCUUCCUUUAAAAGCUAAUUUUGUGUUUAAUGGUAUAAGCCUGUAAAGAACCAACAGUUUUCUCACGUUUAUUCCCAAAUCAUCUACAGAUGCUGGAAGGCAUAAAGCAUUGCCCUGUCAGUUCAUUCGUUUGUUUGUUCUUCCAUACAUGCGAGUUUAACUUUAAAAAUGUUUCCUACAAAGCUUUGAUACUUGAAGUGAUGUUAUAUGUAUACUCUCAAAACACCCACAUAUUACCUUACCACAUUUUGACCAUGACAUUUAUUGAGUUCAAUUUAACUUAUUAGGCAAUGGGAAAACAGCAUUAAAAAAAACGGGCAAGUAAUUUUAUAUUGAUAUUGUACACACCUGAUUUCUUGUAUUGUUCUUGUUUAUCAGCUGGGUUUCAUGCAUGUAAUUGAAUGGUAAGGGUUGAAGCAUUGUGAUAAAAAGAGAUGUUGUACAAUAUUGUUAUUGCUAAAGGAACAUGUCCAUAGUUUCCAUUGUAAAAUGAUGUAUCUUGCAUAUAAAUAUUUCAUAGAGUAAGCAAGUUGUCUGCGCUUAUUUCACUUUUAGUUUAUGUAAAUAUGAAAAAUACUUAAAGGUAGUUACCCGUACUUCUCGUUUGUUGUGUCCAUUGUUUUUUUGAACCCUUUCCCACUCACUAUCUAAGGUUUGGAAAUAUAGCCUUUACAAUGUGAAUCUAUUAAGAAAGGUCUUUUAUCCCAUCAUCAGACGUGCAUUGUCGAAAUAAACCACUGUGGAAUAAAUUUUCCUCUAUUUCGUCAGUUCUGAAAUAUAGCUGUCACGCGUGGCGGAGAAUGGUCAUAUUACUCAGAAUCAACUAUAAAGUAAUCAUUUUUAGUAAAAUCGAAUCAGAUUCAACAAAACAAACAAUUUGAUACCACGAUGUAAUAUAUUUGUAACAAAUAAUGCAACUCAAAAAGCAAAAAAACAUUAUUUACAAAUAUUAAGUGCGCGUACUAGUGACGUCAUUAUUAACACGUCAUACGACACAAUGCAUGUUCUUUCACGCCAAAGCUGCAGUUGUUCAGUGUUUUUUUUCAUUAUUUCUUAAAAAUCGGGGACGUAGAGGUAUGAUAAACAGAAAAGCAGAUUAGUUACUGAUCUUUUUGUAAUGUAUUAGGCUCGGCACGAUUAAAAUAAUGAACUAAUGUUUGCUUAAAAUAACUUUGGGAUUUUCCGUGUAGUUCGAUUUUCCUAUUCUAUUUUUAAAGAAAUAAUUUAUGACUAAGAAAAUUGAUGGGAUAAAUCGAAUACUAGGUCGGUGCCGAAUAAAGCAAAGUUUAUUUUGCUCGGCACGAAAAUCUGAACCACUCGCCAAGGCUCGUGGUUCAGAUUUUCUAAGCCUCGCAAAAUAAACUUUGCUUUAUUCGGCACCGACCUAGUAUUCUCUAUUAAUCAAAGAAAAUUUUCCGAGGGACUACAAAUGCGUCAAAAUAUGUAUGUAAGUGAGAAAUUGCUUCAACUGUUAACUAGUCCUGUUUUGUUUCCACUUGACACCUAGAAUGUUUAUAACUGCUUUCAAAUGGUAAUAUUUUAACAAUAACUUUGCAACUUGAAUCAAAUGUGUUUAACUAGUUAAGUUUGUUUUCUUAAUUUGUGUUUAAUUGACUGAUUUUUAUUGAUAGAACAUGAUUGGUUUGUAGAUUGAUGUUAAAUUAUUAUCCCCCGCCAUAGGCGGAGGAAUAUUGUUUUGGUGUUGUCCGUCCGUCUUUCCGUCCGUCCGGAGCCAUAUCUUGGAAGUGCUUUGGCGGAUUUCAUUUAAAAACUUGGUAUGAGUAUAUAUAUGGAUGCACGCCAAAUGGCAUUGUACACCAUCUGUUAAUAAAGGAGUUAUGGCCCUUGGUAUCUUGAAAAAAUGCUUUUUUGAGUGUCAAAUAUAACACUUUUGUGUCCAGAAGCAUAUUGGCAGGGGAUAUCAAUUCAACAAAUGUGCUUGUUUGUUUUGAAUGCAAAUCAUUCCAUGCAUUACAAACAAUGGAAAAAAGUUGUUCCAGGUAGUCUUGUUAAAUAAACAUUAAAUACCACAGAGUUGUAUUGGUAUAUGAGUUGCGUUCUGAGAAAACUGGGCAUAAUGCAUAUUCGUAAAGUGUCAUCCCAGAUUAGCCUGUGCAGUCUGCACAGGCUAAUCAGGGAUGACACUUUCCUUUUUUUUAAUGACAUUUUUCGUUUAAAUGAAGUCUCUUAGCAAAAAUCCAAUUUAGGCGGAAAUUGUCGUCCCUGAUUAGCCUGUGCGGACUGCACAGGCUAAUCUGGUUCAACAUACAUGCAUUAUGCCCAGUUUUCUCACAACGCGACUCAUAUGAUAACUAAAAUAACUAUUGGACAUAUCUACAAAUGAAGCAAUAAUGGAUCUGUUUUGUAAAAUCUGUUUUAGAAACAGUAACAUGUAGUACAAUUAACCAAGACUGUUUCUAUCAUUCUAUUUUCUUAUCUACGGAGUGUGUAAGUUUUCUGUGAACCUUUAUUUUUACAGGUAUUUGUGAAGUGCUUAGUUAUUGUUUGAACAAUGUCAUUGCAUAAAUUGCAGAUAUUUUUCCAUAGACAAAGAAAAAAAUGGUUAUUGAAAACUUCCCAUGAAAGAAGCAAAAACGCAUCUAAGAUUCUUCAUGUUUUUUCAGUUUAAAUCAUAAGUAGUAGUCACUUUGGUUUUUCAAUGAAUGGUAGUAAUGGCAAAAAACCCACAUUUUGAGUUAGCGCAGGAAGGAAUCCAAAUCUAUCUUUUAAUCGGCACUGUUUUUUCUUAAUUUUCAAUGAUUUACAGUUUUGAUGUGGAGAAGUUUAACACAGUGAGCAUAUAUUUUAUUUCUUUAACUCUGCUUUCUGGUAAAGUGAGUUUGCUGCAAUUUUUAACCAGGUUUUCCGAAGGAAAAAACUGGUUAUUAGAUUGGCGAAUGCGGGCGGGCUGGCUGGCUGGCGGGCUGGCGGAAUAAGCUUGUCCGGGCCAUAACUAUGUUGUUCAUUGUCAGAUUUUAAAAUCAUUUGGCACAUUUGUUCACCAUCAUUGGACGGUGUGUCGCGCGAAAUAAUUACGUCGAUAUCUCCAAGGUCAAGGUCACACUUUGAGUUCAAAGGUCAAAAUGGCCAUAAAUUAGCUUGUCCGAGCCAUAACUAUGUCGUUCAUCGUCAGAUUUUAAAAUCAUUUGGCACAUUUGUUCACCAUCAUUGAACGGUGUGUCGCGCGAAAUAAUUACGUCGAUAUCUCCAAGGUCAAGGUCACACUUUGAGUUCAAAGGUCAAAAAUGGCCAUAAAUGAGCUUGUCCUGGCCAUAACUAUGUCAUUCAUUGUGAGAUUUAGAAUCAUUUGGCACAUUUGUUCACCAUCAUGGGACGGUGUGUCCCACGAAAGAAUCACGUCAAUAUCUCCAAUGUCAAGGUCGCCACGACUAAAAAUAGAUUUAAAAAAAAAAAAAACUUACAAAGGGGGUUAAUUUUUUUUGGUCAUUUCAAAAGUUCAGUUUGAGUUUUCUCCCUUUAUCAGAUUUUUUUUUCACAAUGAAAACCUGGUUUUGUGACAAUUUUGUCCCUUGUCAAGUAUUGAUUUGAUAAUGCUUAAAUUGAUUUUAAGAAAUGUCAUCAUUUUAAUGUAACUUCUAUUGCAUAGUUUGUGUUUAAAUGGUUGCAUGUUUACAAGGUCAUGCACUUUAAAAGACUGAACAAUGUUUAUUUGUUUAACAAAUAUUGUGUGUCAAAUAUGUUAAACUUGAACAUACAUUCUUAGAUUGAUACUAGUGUUCAUAUUAUUGAGCGUUAAUUUCAUCAUUUGUAAAUAAAGAAUUAAUAACAAUUAAAAGUCACCAAUAUUUAUUUCAAAUGUGUUUAUAAUCAAAAUUUCAAAUAUGAUUGUUAAACGUUUUUUAUCGUGAUUAUUAAAAACCUUUUUAUAUUAGGUACGAAUUGUUUGCAAUCCACCCUAUUUUCAACAUUUAUUUGUUUUGCAAUAUCAUUAUGUGCCCACAGUCACAUUUUCUUACUAGAACGAAAUGAGUUUGUGAUCAUCUCCCCAGAAUAUCAGUUAACUAUGCUUGUAUCAUAUGUGUGAAAGAUGUUAUAUUCUUUAUAUAUUCUGAUUGUUAUUGUAUGUAAAGCAUUAUGUGUUAUUGUAUAUUUUGCAUUGAUUAAUAUUUAUAAUGUACAUCUCAAAGGAAUAAAACGUAGAAAAUUAA
This is a messenger RNA of Dreissena polymorpha, 7411 nucleotides long. RefSeq names its product signal transducing adapter molecule 2-like. Gene Ontology annotation, molecular function: phosphatidylinositol binding; ubiquitin binding. The record is from RefSeq and is a predicted model, not a curated record. Bases 84 to 1832 code for a protein of 582 amino acids. Gene Ontology annotation, biological process: protein transport to vacuole involved in ubiquitin-dependent protein catabolic process via the multivesicular body sorting pathway. The transcript has 16 exons. NCBI's taxonomy places the organism in Eukaryota, Metazoa, Mollusca, Bivalvia, Myida, Dreissenidae. Gene Ontology annotation, cellular component: ESCRT-0 complex.